GUUUCUUGUUAGGUUUACAUACAACAUAUAUUUACAUAUAUAAGUAACCACUACUCAUGUUUAUAUUUUUAUAGACUUCACUUUUGCGAAUGCACCAAUUUAUCGAUAAAAACUCAUCUCUGUUGCCGGUGUACAUAAUUUUCGCCAUUUUAUUCCUGCAAUUUUUCUACAGAUGUGUUAUUGCUCAAUAUUCUGAUUAGUAAAUUAUAAAGCAUAAUUAUAAGUACAAUAACUGGAUUACACAGAACUUAGGCAAUAUGUCGGAUUACAGAUCGCAAUCUCGUGAUGGAGGCCGUGGUGUUGGUAAAGAUUACUCGAAUGACGAUGAUCCUCCAAUGUCAAGACUAUUCAUAAUAUGUAAUAAAUCGCACAAUGAGGACGAUUUCCGUGAGGCAUUUUCCCAAUUUGGAGAAAUUGAAGAUAUUUGGAUUGUUAAAAAUAAACAUACGCACGAAAAUAAAGGCAUUGCUUAUAUUAAAUUUGCGAAAACAUCAGAUGCAGCUAAAGCCCAAGAGGAAAUGAAUGGAAAAACAAUUGGAAAUAUUGAUCGAACACUUAAAGUUUUAGUUGCAGCGAAUCGCAACCAAGGUUCGAAUAAAUCUGAUAAUGAGCAUGAGAAAUACGUACGUUUGUUUAUUGUAUGCUCAAAGCAAGCAACUGAGGAGGAAUUGCGUGAAGAAUUCAGUAAAUAUGGUGAUGUUGAACGAAUUACCAUUGUGAAAGACAAACCAACUGGAAACCCCAAAGGUUUUGGUUAUGUGCGAUACUCAAAGUUUUAUCACGCUGCUCUAGCUUUUGAAAAUUGUUCACCCAAAUACAAAGCAGUUUUUGCAGAGCCAAAAGGUUCACCACGCACACAACGUGAUAACCAUGGUAGAUCAAAUGAUGACAAUUCAGGGUUUACCAGUAAUAAUAGAAAUAAUAGCAACUUCAAUAGUGGCAGUAAUGGCAAUUACAAUAACGAUUGGAAUUUUAAUUGUUCGAGUAAUAAUGAAAUGACACAGUUUCUUCGUAUGCAGAGCUCUCCUGCAUCUCAACCAACAUGUUUGGAGGUUAUUGUCAGCAAUCUUGUUAAUCAGGAUCAAUUAUGGCGUUUGUUUGAUGUAAUACCUGGUUUGGAUUAUUGUCAAAUUACUAGAGAAUAUGGACCUAGAACUAACGAGGCUAUGGUUGUAUAUGAUAAUCCAGAAGCAGCUAUAUAUGCCAAGGACAAAUUGCAUGGAUUAGAAUAUCCGAUUGGGGAGCGCAUUAUCGUCAAACUAGCCGGAAUGAAUAGUGCUCGUAUGGAUACAUCGUUUUUAGACAGACGUGUGAAAAAAGACUCUAUAGCCAAUGUAUCGUUGCCUCCUAUACAGUCCAUGGCCUCACCAGAUGAUCCAGUGGCACAGCGUUUAUUUAUCGUUUUAGCUGGAAAUCUUCCUCUAUCAAUACUCAAAAACGUAUUUAGUUGUUGGAAAGGAUUGAUUGAUGUCUACUUGCUACCUAAUAAAAACUGUGGUUAUGUUAAGUAUGCCGAAAGGGAAAGCGCACAAAAAGCUAUACAAGUUCUUAACGGUGCAGAAAUCUGCGGAACUAAACUUAAAGUUAUGGAAGCUGAAGAACGCACUGAUGGUGAUGACAGUAGUAGAAAACGUUUACGUAGGAACUAAAUACAAUACACACAUUAAAUAACAGUAUAGAAAUUAUUUAAUACGUUAAUAGAGAAACUUACUGACCACAGGAAACAGAACUACACCAAAAACAAAAUAACAAAAAGAAUGCAUAUUCUUGAACUUCAAAUACCGAUAAAUAUUUAGAAAUCUGACGGACCCUUAAAGUAAAAUCUGUUAUAUAUAGACACGACCACAAACCAAGUAAACGGAGACGACGGAGCCACGAAUUCAAUUCAUACCAACUUUAAAAACAAGAACUACAACAACAACUGGAACAAACUAAAGAACAAUUUGAGCUAAAUUAGUAUGGAAUUUACAAUAUAUAAAAAUAACGAUUUAUAACCCAACAGUAAAGAAAAACGUAUGCAGACUCAACUUUUACAGAUUGAAUGAACAAAUUACUUACUCAAGACUUUUAGUACAAAUUACAAAAAUUUUAUUGUAUGUAUACUAUAACUUUUAUUCUCUUAAAAUGUUUUAUUUUAUAAUUAUUGUCUCCAUUUACAAAUUCAUCUCUGGAUCCUUUCAUGUGGUUGGUUUGUUUUACCAUUAAAAGUAUUUAUAUUUUAUAGUAUGUAUUUCAAAAUAUUCAUAUAUUUAAUAAUUCCAAUAUUUAAGAUGUUUAACAAAUACAUAUA
Molecule: messenger RNA, 2290 nt
Organism: Teleopsis dalmanni
Lineage: Eukaryota; Metazoa; Arthropoda; Insecta; Diptera; Diopsidae
Product: RNA-binding protein 45-like
Exons: 9
Coding region: 258-1649 (463 amino acids)
Molecular function (GO): RNA binding
Source: RefSeq, a predicted model, not a curated record